AUGACGGAUAGAGUCCACCCGACAUCCAAGCCUAAUGGCACUGGCACCACCGUCAGAAACCCAAAACUACCACCUCCACCGGCGAAAACCCAAAUUAACAACCUGAACCGACUCCCUUACCGGCCGAACCUGCCCAAUUAUCAACGGAAACGCCGUAGUGGUUUGCGGCGGUGUUUCUGUUUAUGCUGCUUCUGGUCAGUUCUCGUCAUAAUCCUCGUCCUCCUCCUAGCUGGAAUCGCCGGUUGCGUCCUUUACCUCCUCUACCAUCCACAGCCUCCGACAUUCUCUGUUACUUCACUUAAAAUCUCGCAAUUCAACCUCACCACCGCCUCCGACGACACCACACGGCUCACAUCCAAGCUCAACCUCACUAUUUCAACGAAAAAUCCAAACAAUAAAAUCGUGUUUUACUACGAUCCAAUCGCGAUCACAUGCUUAUCGGAGGAAACACAAAUCGCAACCGGAUCUUUCGGAAAUUCUUUUACAAGUAGUCCGAAUAACAUCACGAUUAUCCGUUCAGCAAUCAGCAGCACAUCUCUGCUUCUGGAAACGGAGACAGUGGAUCGAAUGAGAUCAGAUCUGAAGAAGAAAUCGGGUUUGCCACUGAAGAUAUUGCUUGAUACUCAAGCAACAAUGAAAAUCGAAUCAAUCAAAAGCAAAAAGGUCGGAAUUAGGAUCAAGUGUGAGGGCAUUCAUAGCCUAAUUCCAAAGAAGGGUGGAGUAAAAUCCAAUAGUUCAUCAUCGUCGGUGGCUGCUGCUACUGUUUCUGAUGCUAAAUGUGAGGUUGAUCUUCGAAUCAAGAUCUGGAAAUGGACUUUCUGA
Messenger RNA from Lactuca virosa, 822 nucleotides. The record is from the annotation of a GenBank genome assembly. Lineage: Eukaryota; Viridiplantae; Streptophyta; Magnoliopsida; Asterales; Asteraceae.